GGCAAAAGCCCCACCUCCGGUUUGGAUACUACGUAUACGUACGUGCAUAGUUGGGCACUGCGGCCUCCGGGGCUCCCCGUCGGCGAGCAAGAUGGCGGCGGCGGCGGCCGAAGGUCUGGAGCGGAUCAAGAACGAGGCCGUCGACUUGGAGAACAUCCCUGUGGAGGAGGUGUUCGAGAACCUCCAGUGCAGCUCGGCAGGCCUCACCUCCAAGGAUGGCCAGGACCGCAUCGCCGUCUUCGGCCCCAACAAACUCGAAGAGAAAAAGGAGAGCGAGAUCCUCAAGUUCCUGGGGUUCAUGUGGAACCCGCUGUCGUGGGUGAUGGAGGUGGCGGCCAUCAUGGCCAUCGCGCUGGCCAACGGCGGCGGCAGGCCGCCGGACUGGCAGGACUUCGUCGGCAUCAUCGCGCUGCUCCUGCUCAACUCCACCAUCUCCUACAUCGAGGAGAGCAACGCCGGCAGCUCGGCCAAGGCGCUCAUGGCCAACCUCGCCCCCAAGACCAAGGUGCUCCGCGACGGCAAGUGGAGCGAGCAGGACGCAUCCAUCCUCGUGCCCGGCGACAUCAUCAGCAUCAAGCUCGGUGACAUAGUCCCCGCCGAUGCGCGCCUCCUGCUCGAGGGAGACCCGCUCAAGAUCGACCAGUCGGCGCUCACGGGCGAGUCGCUGCCGGUGACCAAGAACCCCGGCGACAGCGUCUACUCGGGGUCCACGUGCAAGCAGGGCGAGAUCGAGGCCGUCGUCAUCGCCACCGGCGUGCACACCUUCUUCGGCAAGGCGGCGCACCUCGUCGACAGCACAAACCAGGUCGGCCACUUCCAGAAGGUGCUCCGCGCCAUUGGUAACUUCUGCAUCGGCGCCAUCGCCAUCGGCAUGAUCGUCGAGAUCAUCGUCAUGUACUUCAUCCAGCACCGCCGGUACCGCGACGGCAUUGACAACCUCCUUGUGCUUCUCAUCGGCGGCAUCCCGAUCGCGAUGCCCACGGUGCUGUCGGUCACCAUGGCUAUCGGCUCCCACCGGCUGUCGAAGCAGGGCGCCAUCACCAAGCGCAUGACGGCCAUCGAGGAGAUGGCCGGCAUGGACGUGCUCUGCAGCGACAAGACGGGCACGCUCACCCUCAACAAGCUCAGCGUCGACCGCAACCUCAUCGAGGUGUUCGCCGCGGGCGUCGCCAAGGACGAGGUGUUGCUUUUCGCCGCCAUGGCAUCCAGGGUGGAGAACCAGGAUGCCAUCGACGCUGCCAUGGUCGGCAUGCUCGCCGACCCAAAGGAGGCCAGAGCUGGCAUCCAGGAGAUGCACUUUCUCCCCUUCAACCCCGUCGACAAGCGCACCGCGCUCACCUACCAGGACACCACCGACGGCACGUGGCACCGUGUCAGCAAGGGUGCUCCCGAGCAGAUAUUGGAACUGUGCAACUGCAGAGACGAUGUCAAGAACAAGGCGCACGCCAUCAUCGACAAGUACGCCGAGCGCGGCCUCCGGUCCCUCGCGGUGGCCAGGCAGGAGGUGCCGGAGAGGAACAAGGACAGCUCCGGAGGGCCAUGGGAGUUCGUCGGGCUUCUGCCGCUCCUCGACCCGCCCAGGCACGACAGCGCCGAGACGAUCAAGCAGGCGCUCAAUCUCGGCGUCAACGUCAAGAUGAUCACCGGCGAUCAGCUGGCCAUCGCCAAGGAGACGGGCAGGAGGCUCGGCAUGGGCACCAACAUGUACCCCUCGUCCGCCCUGCUCGGCCAGAGCGUCGACGAGUCCAUCGUGUCGCUCCCCGUUGACGAGCUCAUCGAGAAGGCCGAUGGCUUCGCCGGUGUCUUUCCCGAGCACAAGUACGAGAUCGUCAAGAAGCUGCAGCAGAUGAAGCACAUCUGCGGGAUGACUGGGGACGGCGUGAACGACGCGCCAGCUUUGAAGAAGGCCGACAUUGGCAUCGCCGUGGCCGACGCCACCGACGCCGCCAGGAGCGCAUCGGACAUCGUGCUGACCGAGCCGGGGCUCAGCGUCAUCAUCAGCGCCGUGCUGACUAGCCGUGCCAUAUUCCAGAGGAUGAAGAACUACACCAUUUACGCGGUGUCCAUCACUAUCCGUAUAGUGCUAGGGUUUAUGCUGAUCGCGCUGAUUUGGAAGUUUGAUUUCUCGCCGUUUAUGAUCCUGGUCAUCGCCAUUCUGAACGACGGCACAAUCAUGACCAUCUCCAAGGACAGAGUGAAGCCAUCCCCACACCCAGAUAGCUGGAAGCUGCCGGAGAUCUUCAUCACCGGCAUCGUCUACGGCGCCUACCUUGCCGUCACGACCGUGGUCUUCUUCUUCGCCAUGACCAGCACCGACUUCUUCAGCGAGAAGUUCCACGUGCGUUCGCUAAGGGGCAACAAGGACGCGAUGAUGUCUGCCCUCUACCUUCAAGUGAGCAUUAUUAGCCAGGCCCUCAUCUUCGUCACCCGGUCGCGCCGCUGGUGCUUCCAGGAGCGCCCGGGGCUCUGGCUCUGCUUCGCCUUCGUCGUCGCGCAGAUCAUUGCCACCGUCAUCGCCGUGUACUGCAACUUGCCAUUUGCGCACAUCCGAGGCAUCGGCUGGGGCUGGGCCGGCGUGAUCUGGCUCUACAGCAUCAUCACCUUCAUCCCCUUGGACCUCUUCAAGUUCGCCAUCGGCUACGCGCUCAGCGGCAAGGCAUGGGACACCCUCUUCGAGAACAAGAUCGCCUUCACGAACAAGAAGGACUACGGGAAGGAGAAGCGGGAGCUGCAGUGGGCGACGGCGCAGCGGACGCUGCACGGCCUGCCGACGGCGGACCCGGCCAGCACGCCGCAGGAGAGGAGCAACUACGGCGAGCUCUCGGAGAUGGCCGAGCAGGCCAAGCGCCGGGCGGAGAUGGCGAGGCUGCGCGAGCUCAGCACGCUCAAGGGG
Triticum urartu is the source of this 2893-nucleotide messenger RNA. Its product is annotated as plasma membrane ATPase. NCBI's taxonomy places the organism in Eukaryota, Viridiplantae, Streptophyta, Magnoliopsida, Poales, Poaceae. Gene Ontology annotation, cellular component: membrane. Gene Ontology annotation, molecular function: ATP hydrolysis activity; ATP binding; P-type proton-exporting transporter activity. Gene Ontology annotation, biological process: proton export across plasma membrane. The record is from RefSeq and is a predicted model, not a curated record.